GCUGACGGGCAGCUAAUCUGCAAUUUUCCCGAUUUUUCGAAUCUCCGUCGUUUCCUUUGCAUUGAUCCCAGGGACUCCUCCUUGACACUGUCGACUGACGUUGGCCGCCUUCACUCGCUUUGGUGGUUCUCUUCGUCCGAUCUUUGCGCGAUCAGUGUCGUCUCUCGUUUCGGUCCCAUCUUCAUCUAAUAAUAUUAUCCUACUACCACUACGACUACUACCUAAGCAGACGGUACCAAGAGAAGCGAUUGAAGGACUUGGAGGAGGAUAUCGACUAUCGAAACAUCCACUACUCGUCAGGACAAUAACCACACGCGACGCCUCAGUCGCAAUUGCUCGGCGAUCAUCGCUUUCUAUACACACACUUUGACCACCACCACUCGUUCGAAUCGCUGUCCUUGUCGGUGAGGAAAGGCGUGGGCCAAGUCUACGCUCUUGUUCCCCCCAAGGGGCUCCCGGAAUCCAUCUGACACUUCGCCGUCAUCCCAACAACACACCAUGGCGAGCCGCAUGUCAAUGUAUUCCAUGGCCUCGGACGCCGGUAUGGGCGGACGAGGUCCUGGUCAACAGCCAUCCCAGCUCUCUACCACGACUCUUCUCAACUCCGUACACAACAUCUACCUCUCUUCACAACCAUACCGUCUGGACGCCGGCACAAGUCUUGUCGUCAACACAUGGCUUACGGCCUCCCAAGCUGGCCCUGAUGGUCACGUUGGUGGAACCGUUGAUGGCGCUCUGGCUCUGAGGGCAUGGGAGCAUGCUCGUCGCCGUGCUGAGGAUGGGUGUAUCAUUCUUGGAUCGCUGCACAACUCGACUCCUUCGCUCUUGCGACCCUUCCUGUCCACUAUUCCCCUCGAGAUCCCUGCCUCGGUUUACAAAGCACUCGACGCUAUCGAACCCUUCCUUCGCUGUGUAACCCCUUACAACCCCUCCACUCCGAGACAGACCGGCUUGGCCGUCACCUUGACACUCAACCUUACAGGCAACCUUACUGCCGCCUCGCUUUCGCUUACACAAGGUGGUAUCGACACCGACAAGGGCUUAUUGGGUGUCCCCUCUGAGGCUGGAUACAGGGCCUUUGAUGUCUUUUACUACCUGCUCACCACGGCCUCUACCCCUGCCGAAAGAGAGUUCCUUGGGCUCAAGGCCGCGUCUCAAUACAGCCUUCUCGCCAGGUCCGGCACUUACGAUCCUCCAUCCUAUCUUCCUACCGCCGAUGAUGGUGCCGCUGCCGACGAUUUCAGGUCUGCCCUCAAGGACAUCGGUAUCAAGGGCUCUUCCCACCGCAACUUCAUCUCCAUCUUGGCCGGCCUCCUCAAGCUCGGCAACACACUCGAUUACAAUGUUGACCAAGAAGUUUUGGAGGAAAUCUGCGAGGAUGUUGGUGGACUCCUUGGUAUCGAACCCGAAAUCCUUGCCAGGCAACUCAGCACUGAUGACCGGGCGACCUUGAUCGGAGGACUCUAUGAGGCUUUGGUCGAUUGGGUUAUCAAGAAGGCCAACGAUGCUAUUGCCGUGCAGAUGGGCAGAUCCCGGAAUGGCGAUGACUCUAGCGACGGUGCCUCCCGGAGUGGUGCGCCCACUUCCAACGAGGACAGUGGCGAUACUGUCUGCCUCACUGUCCUCGAGAUUCCCGACCAAAACUUGGGCAAGGCUAUUGCCAUGCGGGGCAUCUUCGACGACACUCAGGGUAUCAACUCCGAAAUGAAGGCUGACGGCGUCGAGGUGGUUCCCAUUUCAAGCUCGGUUGUGCGGGAAAUGCAGAGUGCCGUAGCAGAGUGUGGUCCUGAUCUAGGUAUUAUGGUUGGCUCGGUUGGCCGGGAAAGACAACGCCUGAUUGAGAAGCGCGAGGAUAUCUUGGAAAAGAUUGCCUUCUCAUCAGAAGAUGAGGGUUUCCUAAGGAAGCUCUUGUUCCCGGUCCCCACCGAGGGUAUCAACCUCGGCCGCACUGGCCGUGUGGAUGUUGCGGAUCUUUUGAACCGCAGUCGCGCUUGGUAUCACCUCUGCAUCCACCCCACAGACGACUCACCAUCUAGCCUGGCUGCCCUUCCUGCUGUCAACUCAGCCUGGUCAGCUGGAGCUGUUUCUCGCCAGCUCCGCACCUGGAGGCUGUCCGAGUGGGCCAACAGACGUAAUAAGCACAUUGACUACACGGCCGAUUUUGAUCACCAUGAAUUUACUCAGCGGUAUCGGCCUCUGGGCUGUAUGGAUGGCCGUGACGGUAUCGAGAGCUGGGUCUUGGAGCGGGGCUGGAGCAACGGCGAGGUUGCUGUGGGCAACGAGAGAGUAUGGAUGAGGGAGAGCGCGUGGUGGGAAGCCGAAAGUAUGUUGGAUCUGAAGCCCAUGGAAGCUGAGAGGCUCAACAGCAUGCGUAACUUGAUGCCCCCAGGCACCAUGGGCUCGGGCUAUUCUCACAACGGAAGCGGCUUCUUCCCGCCUCAGCCAUAUGCUGACAAUAUGCGCUCUCCCUUUGCCGAUGGAACCUCCAACGGGAGCUACGAUCACCUCGCCCUUGGUGGUAAUCUUAGCCAAAACAACCUCAACCCGAGCCCAGUGCGUGCUGCUUCCAUCGCUCCUACCAACAUGACCGCCAUGCGCAACGGUGACUACGGUCUUGGUUCCAAGGGCGACCAAUACAAGGGACAGGUCUUCUACAACGCCGAAGGCCAGAUUGUUUCGGAAUUAGACGCUGACCUUGCCGAGGGCAAGAAGAUUGAGGAGCGGCCUAUUUCCUUCCAAAGGAAAAUCUGGGUCUUUACUGUUUGGGCUCUGACGUGGUGGAUUCCGUCCCCAUUACUCAAGUUCGUUGGUCGGAUGAAGCGACCUGAUGUGCGUAUGGCAUGGCGUGAGAAGUUUGUUCUCUGCUUCUUUAUCGUUCUCCUCAACGCCAUCGUCGUUUUCUGGAUUAUCUUCUUCGGUCGUAUUCUUUGCCCCAAUUUCGACAAAGCCUGGACUUCGCAAGAAAUUCUGAAUCAUCAGGGAGAGGAUGACUUCUGGGUCAGCAUCCACGGCAAGGUUUACGACAUCACCAAAUUCUGGAGAUUGCAGCACAGCGACAACAACAUUGACACCACGUCGGAUGUAAUGAUGCCGCUUGCUGGCCAAGACCUCUCCGAUUACUUUGUCCCGCCUCUCUACAUUUCCUGCCCUGGCCUCGGCAUCGCGGAUGAUAUCACGUUGCAAUUCAACACUACCCCUGAAUUCAUUGUGGCCCAGCACAUUUCCGGCCCUACGCAGCCUAAUAUUCGGAGCAAGCUCUCUGAAAGAUACUGGUAUACCCAGACGUUCUUGCCCGCCAUCAAGGAGUACUACCAUGGCGACGUGGUCUGGGAAGCUAAGAAGAUCAAGCAGGAAGGUGAAGACUGGAAUCACCAGUGGUUCAUCUACGAGGAUCUCAUCUACGACUUGACCGAUUACAUGUACACCGCCAAGCGUAUGAACAACGAUGCUAGAUGGGCAUUCCUCGACCCCCAGGUCUCCAACCUCGUCCAGAACAACCCCGGUCAGGACUUGACCGACCAGAUUAACAACCUGAUCGAUCGCGUCAGCAGCAACCAGACUCAGUAUGAGAGUGUUAUGAACAGUCUUAACUGUGUUAAGAACACGUGGUACAUCGGCAAGCCCGAUUUCCGUUAUUCGGCCAGGUGUCAAGUCAACAACUACAUCUUGCUUGCAUUUACCAUUGUUGUCUGCGCUAUCAUCGUGGUCAAGUUCGUGUCAGCUCUUCAAUUCGGAUCUAAGAGACGCCCCGCUCCCCAGGACAAGUUCGUCAUCUGCCAGGUGCCCGCUUAUACCGAAGGCGAAGACUCGCUGAGGAAAGCCCUGGACUCUUUGACAGCCCUCCAGUACGACAACAAGCGGAAGCUUAUCUUUGUCAUUUGCGACGGUGUCAUCGUCGGUGCUGGCAACGACCGUCCUACUCCCAAGAUCGUCCUCGAUAUUCUCGGUGUUGACCCCAAGGUUGACCCACCUGCUUUGUCCUUCAAGUCCGUCGGUACUGGAGCCGAACAGCUCAACUACGGCAAGGUCUACUCUGGAUUGUAUGAAUUCGAAGGAAACGUGGUACCUUAUAUCGUGGUUGUCAAGGUCGGCAAGGAGUCUGAGCAGUCCAAGACGAAGCCCGGUAACCGUGGUAAGCGUGACUCGCAGAUUCUGCUCAUGAGCUUCCUCAACCGCGUCCAUCACCGUGCUCCCAUGAACCCCUUGGAACUGGAAAUCUUCCACCAGAUCAACAACAUCAUUGGUGUGGACCCCGAGCUUUACGAAUACCUCCUCAUGGUCGAUGCCGAUACCAGCGUUCGGGAAGAUUCUCUCAACCGCCUGGUGGCUGCCUGCGCCAAUAACGCCAAGAUUGCCGGUAUUUGCGGUGAAACCAGCUUGCAGAAUGAGGAACGUUCGUGGUGGACUAUGAUCCAGGUUUACGAGUACUACAUUUCUCAUCACUUGGCGAAGGCUUUCGAGUCUCUUUUUGGCAGCGUUACCUGUUUGCCCGGUUGUUUCACCAUGUACCGCUUGCGUACUGUUGACAAGGGAAAGCCGCUCAUUAUCUCGGACGACAUUAUCCGCGAGUACAGCGAUUGCAUUGUUGACACGCUCCACAAGAAGAACCUGCUCUCGCUUGGUGAGGAUCGUUUCCUCACCACGCUCAUGACCAAACACUUCCCGUACAUGUCUUACAAGUUCAUUCCCGAUGCCUACUGCCAAACGGCCGCCCCCGAUACUUGGAGCGUUCUGCUGUCUCAGCGUCGUCGUUGGAUUAACUCGACCAUCCACAACUUGGCCGAAUUGAUGUGGCUCGAGGAAAUGUGUGGUUUCUGUUUCUUCUCGAUGCGCAUUGUCGUCUUCAUCGAUCUCUUCGGUACCAUCAUUCUUCCCGCCACUUGCGUCUACAUCGUUUAUCUCAUUUACACGGCCGCUUCCCACUCUGGACAGUUCCCUCUGCUUUCGAUCAUCAUGAUUGCGGCUGUGUACGGUCUCCAGGCGCUUAUCUUCAUCCUCAAGCGUCAAUGGCAGCACGUGGGCUGGAUGAUCAUCUACAUCCUGGCCUUCCCCAUCUACUCCUUCAUUCUGCCCAUCUACUCUUUCUGGCAUCAGGAUGAUUUCGCCUGGGGUAAUACCCGCGUUGUCAUUGGUGAAACCGGUAAGAAGCAAGUUGUUGCUGUCGACGAGGAGGGCUUUGACCCCCGUGCCAUUCCUCUCCAGCGCUGGGACGACUACGCCCUGGCCAACAACCUCCCCGGUCGUCGCGGUGGCCCUCUUGAGAAGGGUAUGGAUGAGCACCUGGGCGGUAUGUACGAGGAGACGUAUGAGGUCGAUGACAUGAAGUCCGUCUACUCUUCGGUCCGCCAGCCGUCCGUUCUUACUGGGUUCGGCGGUCGCGGUGCCGGAGCUUACAUGCCCCCUCACAGCCCUGGCCUCGGUCCCAACGGCGGCGGUAGCGGCGCCAUGACCCGUGCCAGCACCUUCGUCGGCGCCUCCCCCUUCACCGAGCAGAACCGCCAGAGCAUGGCCUCGAUGGGCGGCACCAUGGUCGAGAUGCAGCGCCGCGCCAGCCCGUACCAGGACUACCCUGGCGGUCAUAGCCGCGGCCCCAGCCAGAACGCUAUGCGCUCCAUGACCAACACCCCUCCCGCUCUCGGCCCCGGCGGCAUGGUCAACCCCCGUCUGUCCACGGCCACGGGCAUGAGCCUCGGUAUUCCCGGACACCGUCCCGGCAUGAGCCACUCGGAAAGUUUGGGGUCGAUUGACUUCCAGCGCAGCACUCCUGGCCCCGACGACCACAUGAUCAUCGAGGCCAUCCAGGGCGUGCUUCGCGAGGUUGAUUUGGAUACGGUGACGAAGAAGCAGGUGCGGGCGCUGGUGGAGCAGCGGUUGCAGACGGAGUUGGUGGGUGAGAGGAGGACGUUUAUGGACAGGCAGAUUGAUAAUGAGUUGGCGAACAUGUGAAACAUCUGAUCUGAUUCAUGUCAUAACAUGUAAUGGAUGGGAUUAUCUGAUUGGGUAUUGACUAACUGAUUGGAUGGAUUGGACGGAUGUCUUUUUGAUUUGGUCGAACGUUUUGUUGGUUGUUGGUGGUUGAGGCAAAAAACUAUUAAUGGACAUAGUAGCAUAGACACUAUCUUUUUUGGAUAUUUCGUUUUUGGCUUUUGAGUUUUUGUUUUUGGAUAGUUAUAGCAUAUCAUAGCAAUGUAUUUUUGCACUAC
Neurospora tetraspora is the source of this 6203-nucleotide messenger RNA. RefSeq names its product putative chitin synthase 6. The record is from RefSeq and is a predicted model, not a curated record. The transcript has 3 exons. The coding region runs from base 499 to 5946 and encodes 1815 amino acids. Gene Ontology annotation, molecular function: cytoskeletal motor activity; ATP binding; chitin synthase activity. NCBI's taxonomy places the organism in Eukaryota, Fungi, Ascomycota, Sordariomycetes, Sordariales, Sordariaceae. Gene Ontology annotation, cellular component: cell septum; cell periphery; myosin complex.